UUUAAUAACGUUUUUCAUUAAAUAAUGCAAAAAAUAAUAAUAAUCUGGUGUUAGAAUCGAACCGGGAUAUGUACAAACGUAACCAAACAUAUAUUCCCCACUUCAACUCUAACUCCAUUGAUAAUUAUUGUUAAAACUGUUAUAUAUAAAGUAUUUUAUUGUAACAAAUAACGUCCUGGUCAAAUUAAAAAGCAUCGUCAGUAGAGAUAUUCCAUUACAGACAUGCAUCGACAGGUCCGAGCAGUCUAUUGUUAUUUACAUCUAUAAGAUAUGUAUUUAAGCCCCGAAUUAUGAGUCACACGUCCAUCCUUUGUCAUUAAGGAAUGUACCCCUACCUAUUAUUGUCUGAAAUGCACAUAUGCUUGGCUCUACAAGAGCAGACAAUCAUUCAGUCUGUCCUCAGCCUUAUACUGUUUCUCACGUCUCAACCGUUCUCUCGCAGUUUUUAUAUUUUUUCAGUGUUAAAUAUUUUUAUAAGUGAUGGCUGGAUCAAUCGCUGACAACUAUGCCUUGUAUAAAAAGAAGACCUUUACUUAUGUGCCACCGACACCACCAGCUGAACUCAUCGAAUCUACUAGCUACACACUAGACUUUGCAUCCCGUAAGUUUGUACAUAUUGGUUUUGACCCGAGUGAAAAAUUACAAGUCGUUGUUCAUUUAUUAACUUCAUCGCGGUACGUGCAUAUUACUACAGAUUUUAUGAAAAAAAUAUUCGGGUUCAUGGGGCAUAUCUUGUCGUUCAUAUCAGACACACCACAAAAAUAUAAGCGCGUUAUAUUUUAUGAAGACGAAAAAAUGAAACUAUCGAGUAUGAUGUACAGCGGAGAAAAUGUGUUGGUGAUCGAAACAAAAAAUCGUGAUGGAUGUAGAGUACUGUUGAAUCGGGGCGACCUUCUUCGACUUCAAUAUCUCGAAUGUUCUAUUUUCGAGAGCAUCGUGCGAAAAGAAGUAUUCACCGCUCUAUUGAUUAUAAAACAAUAUGAAGAAAUUGUCGAGUACCUCGACAAGAAAUGUAGGCAGCAUAAAUCACCGCCGAAAACUGUUGACGAGAUGGUAGUUUUCAUUAAGAACAUACAAGACGAUCGAGUCGUUAAGUCCGUUCCAAAUUUCUCCAAUCAAAUACAGAUGUGUGCAGCUGAACAGUUAGCUGAAUCAUUGUUACACCAGAACAUCUCGCAUGAGUAUUCCAAUGAAACGACGGUCAUUUCGCCAAUGUCGUCACCAACACCAAUGUCACCACCUACACCGAUGUCAACACCACCACCGACAUCACCACCACCGAGUUUCACAAUGCAAUCGCCGAGCAAAGCAGUCGAUGAAAACGAUGGGCCGUUACAUUUCAACUCGCGAUCAUUAUCGAAAACGUACAACUUCGAUUCAGCCGUAUCGGAAAUGUAUUUUGUACCAAAACGUAAACUAUUUUAAUUUCAGAUAUGUAUUGUGUAAAAUAAAAAGACAUGUAUAUAAAAAAAGUAUUUUCAUUUAUUAAUAUUAAGUUUUACAAUAUUUACAAGGUUCUUACUUCUCCGUUAAACGGAUUGUAAGUUAUAAUUUGGUCGUGUAAUAUUAAAC
Molecule: messenger RNA, 1572 nt
Organism: Aphis gossypii (cotton aphid)
Lineage: Eukaryota; Metazoa; Arthropoda; Insecta; Hemiptera; Aphididae
Exons: 2
Coding region: 481-1425 (314 amino acids)
Source: RefSeq, a predicted model, not a curated record